Molecule: messenger RNA, 1067 nt
Organism: Ilex paraguariensis (yerba mate)
Lineage: Eukaryota; Viridiplantae; Streptophyta; Magnoliopsida; Aquifoliales; Aquifoliaceae
Source: the annotation of a GenBank genome assembly
CUUUUCAGCGCCUACAGCAGAGAGAGAGAGAGAGAGAGCAGAGUAAUGGCGAAGAAAGAAGAAGAUGGAGAUGUACCAAAAAAAAAAGAAGAAGAUGGAGAUGAAAACAAGGACAAGGAAGGGAACAAUCUGCUGGGCCCGCCGACCUUCAAGAAACUUGAGAAUGGCAGGUUCAAGUGCGUGGAGACGGGCCACGAAUUGCCGAGCCACGCCAGGGACUCCUACGCUCAGAGCAAGCAUUGCCGUCUGGGCCUCAUCGACGCCGCCUUGGCCCGAAACAAACCUCCUCUCAACAUGUUCCAACAAGACCCUCAGUCCCGUUCGAAGUUAAUUUGUAAGCUAACAGGAGUUACCAUCAAUAAGUCUGAGGAGCAUAUAUGGAAGCACAUCAAUGGGAGGAAGUUCUUGAUCAUGUUAGAGAAAAAGGAAGCUGAAAAGCAAACACCCAAUGGAAUGAUAGGUGAGCAGAAUGAGGUGGCACAAGAGAAGAAAUCAAAGCCUAAGGCAGAUGGUGCAAAGAAAAGAAAGAAUAAGAAAGAGAAAAAUGUUGGACAAAUUGCUCAAGAAGCAAGGGAUUCUUCUGAUAAGGAAAGUGAUUUGGGAGAAGCUGAGUUCUGGAUGCCUCGGGUGGGAGAACGUUGGGAUUUUGAGGAUGGAGGAGAUCGCUGGGGUUCUGGGUCAGAGGUGGCUCCAGAAACUGAUGGUGGUGAUGGAGAAGAUGGUGCAACUGAAGAUUGUAACAAUAAUUCAAAGGAGCUUUCAAAGCGGACAAAGCGAAUGUCCAUAGAAAUCGGACCCAGUAGCUUUGCUUCAAGGAAGAAGAAGAAGAAGAAGACCACCUCGACAAAAUAAGGGUGCAUUAAACUGAUUUUCAAAGCCAUCAAGGAACUGCAAAUUAUUUAUACUGAGGUCAUCUUUACUUUGAAAUCGAGGCCAUUUGUAGCAUUGAAGAUGGACUGUGAGGGUUGGGAACUUGGGAUGUGCAUUUUUAGUCUGUACGGAAUAUUUAUUUUGGCUCUUUUGGGUGGUGUAGAUUUAUUUUUCUUUUGGUACUGUGUAGAACUAGC